Molecule: messenger RNA, 510 nt
Organism: Brassica oleracea var. oleracea
Lineage: Eukaryota; Viridiplantae; Streptophyta; Magnoliopsida; Brassicales; Brassicaceae
Exons: 1
Coding region: 1-510 (169 amino acids)
Source: RefSeq, a predicted model, not a curated record
AUGGACAAGGCGAUGUUGGCUUUAUCGAUUAAAGACGAUGAAGAUGUUCCUUUUGAUAUGCCCGAUCUUCCUCAAUUCUACUCUUUUAAGAGGAAUGCAAACAGUCUCAUCGGUCGUCUUCUCAACCCUUCUCACCAAAAUAUGGCUAGUCUGAUCCUUGAUAUGCCAAGGAAAUGGCAGAAACAAAACAGGGUUAGAGGUGUUGCUCUCACUGAUGAAAGAUUCCAGUUCAUCUUCAACCAUGCAUAUGAUCUAGAAGAAGUUCUGGAAAAAGGCAUGCAAACAUAUAAUGAAUGGGGUCUCGCGAUUGAUCGAUGGAUGGAAAACCCCCCACCUGAUUAUCUUCAACACGUCCCGAUCUGGGUUCAAAUCAAGAACAUUCCGGUGAAUCACUACACUGAAGCUGCGAUCACUACAAUUGGAGAACUUAUUGGACAUGUGGAUACUGUCACUUUCGACCCAACGAAAUCUCAGAGGCAUGAUUUUGUCCGGGUCAAAAAUCAUCCUUGA